AUGUCUAAUACUAUCACUCCGAGCACUACUACUAUUACUGUGGAAACGACUGGAACAUUUUCGAUGCAAGUCUACAAGGAUGACGAAGGAGCGAAGAUUGUUGUUCUUAUAGAUAAAGAAAAGUCAGACGUCUACGUCAAUUGUACCGAAGACGGGUCGACCCUGACGGAGCGCGACAAUUGGGCCACCUAA
Aspergillus tanneri is the source of this 192-nucleotide messenger RNA. RefSeq lists its product as uncharacterized. The coding region runs from base 1 to 192 and encodes 63 amino acids. The transcript is spliced from 3 exons. The record is from RefSeq and is a predicted model, not a curated record. NCBI's taxonomy places the organism in Eukaryota, Fungi, Ascomycota, Eurotiomycetes, Eurotiales, Aspergillaceae.